AUGUCAGGACCUGGCUCACAGGAAAACCAAGAGGGCUCGUACUCCAUGUAUCCACCAACUUCACCUGUCGCUCCGCCUGGUAGUGCACAGCAUAACAUGGGAAUGUAUGUAAGUCCCGCAGCUUUUGCACAAUAUGGUUAUGGUUAUCCGGUGCCCAUGGAUAUAUAUGCAGGGCAAGGUGCUCCAUUUCUGAGUUACGGUAUGAAUCCUAAUAUGGUAUAUUAUGGGGGUUCCGUUCCUCAGCCUACUCAUUCAAAGAAGAAGUACUACAAUAAUAAAAUGGAAGCAGGCCCUGGAAGAAAUGAAUCUCCUAAUCAGUAUUUUAACGGUCCUAAACCCACUGCGUCUUCUAACUCCUCCACUACGUCCUCAACUCCUGUGCCUCAGAAGGUUCCCAUUACGAUUAAGAAUCAAUACAAGUUUGAAAUGGGCAAUAGUAACUCGUUCAACACCGAGGGUCUGAAGCUCGAGUAUCCAUUUUUUGUCAACACCAAUGAACAAGAAUAUGCGGAGGCUAAGGCCCUUAGGUACCGGAUUAAGCAUCGCUCUUCCCUCGAUUUGACUAGCGUUCCGUCGUCACGAGCCACUGGAGAGCAAGAAGUCUCUGAGGUUAAACCCGUCGAAGAAGCCAACGUGGAAGACAUCAAGAAACUGUUCCCCAAACAAAAUAUAAAAACCGAAACGGAGUCCCCGGCCCCCCAGACUAACGGAAUAGUUUUAGAACGAAAAGUCCCCACAACGGAGUCAAGCGUUGAGCCCUCUUCAGAGACCAAUUCUCCCGGCUCUGUGAAAGCUGUAAAGUCAUGGUCAGCAGUUGCGUCUAGUGCUGCUCCAAAGGGUGCAUCCUCACAGCCGUUGGCUGAAAAGGACAAAAAAUACGUUCCCUCAACCAUCAAAGGUCUGGAGUCACUUGGAUUAGUGUCUUUAAGGAUAUGCUUUGACAACGAAUACGUUAAAAUGACCACAAAAAGCGUAUUGGAAGAUUGCGUGGGUAUCUGGUCUGUUAUACCGCGCGGUAUUGUCAAUUCGGGCAACAUCUGUUUCAUGAGCUCAAUCUUGCAGGUGUUGCUCAUUUGUCAACCUUUUGUUGACUUACUGAACAUCAUAAGACUGAGAACCCCAGCUAAGGUCGGUUCGCCAGUUUCGCCUUUGCUAGACGCAUGCUUGGGCUUUUACUCGCAGUUUGACAAAGAAACCAUGGAGAGAAGAAAGGCAGUCGAUGAAAAGGCUCAAGAUAGAAAGGGAAGCGCUCCGAUAACGGAAACUAUCAACCCCGAAGAGUUCUACAAAGCCGUCUCGAAACUUCCUAAGUUCAAAGAUCUCAAAUGGGGUCACCAAGAGGAUGCUGAAGAGUUUCUCACACACUUUUUGGAUCAGUUGCAUGAAGAGUUUAUCAAAUCAGUAAGCUCUUUGACGGAAAAUGAUAUUUGGAACCUUAUCAAAAGCAUAAACGACAAAGAUAUAAAGAACGUCUUUAUUAAGAAUUUACUAAAAUACAAGGGCGCUGAGUUCAUAAAAAAUGCUUCAACCCAAUUUAAGGAGAUGCUCGACAAAAACGGCGCAUCUGGAAAUUUUCAAGAUGGACAUGAUGGUGGCUGGCACGAAGUGAGCAGCAGCAAGAAAGGGAAAAAACCCAAGACUGCUGCGAAACGUACCAUGGAAGUUGAGCCCUCCCCAAUAACUUCUAUUUUUGGAGGUCAAUUCCGUUCCGUUCUUGAUAUUCCUCAAAGCAAAGAACAGCAAUCCAUAACGUUGGAUCCAUUCCAGACGUUACAAUUAGAUAUCUCAGAUCCAGAGGUUAAUGACUUAGAGUCUGCACUUUCGAAGUUUAAUGAACCAGAAUUGAUACCGUUCAAAACCUCUACUGGGCAAGAUGUUGAAGCUAAGAAGCAAACUUUCAUUGACAAGUUACCUAAUGUUUUUCUCAUUCAAUUAAAGAGAUUUUCAUUUGUUAAUAACACCGAGAAAAACAGGAUGGUCAACUACAAUGCCUACAGCGGGCGUGUUGAAAAAAUCCACAAGAAGAUAAAUUACUCUCAUGUUCUAAACUUACCAACAAGUACGAUAACGUCAACGCAUCCUUGCGUAAACGGCCAGUAUAAUGCUGACUAUAAGCUGAUAGGUGUCGUUUAUCAUCAUGGUAUCAGUUCCAGUGGUGGGCAUUACACGUGUGACGUUUAUUACGCAGAAACGGCUAAAUGGUUCAGAAUAGACGAUGUGACUGUUACCGAAAUCGGUAGGGAUGAUGUUCUUACGGGAGGUGAAGAUGAAGCCGAUUCACGGACCGCAUACAUCCUAAUGUAUCAAAAAUUGUAA
Messenger RNA from Lachancea mirantina, 2316 nucleotides. NCBI's taxonomy places the organism in Eukaryota, Fungi, Ascomycota, Saccharomycetes, Saccharomycetales, Saccharomycetaceae. The record is from the annotation of a GenBank genome assembly.